AACAAGCGGCCCCGAGCGGCGCCCCGGCCGCCCCUGCCUGGGCCGGGCCCGGCUCUGGCUCUGGGGCGGGGGCUCCGGGCUGCCCCGCGACGUGACGCGGCGCCGCCGCCGCCAGACGGGCCCGGCCGCCGGCGGGACAGGACCGCGCCGCGGUCCUGGUGCUGUGCCGGCCGCUCUGCUCCGCUGCCGCCGCGGGCCCGGCUGCCGCGGCUGCGUCCCCAUGGUCGCGCGGACGGCGGGGCGGCGCGGGGGCCGGAGCGCCUCGGGGCGCUGACGCCGGAGAGGCUGCCGGGCCCGCCGCUGCCCGGACCCCGGUGCCCCGCGGCUGGGGGAAGCCCCGAUACGCUGAUGGAUCUGAGGCCCUGCUCGCUGCUGCUGCUGUGGACGCUGGUGGUUGCCCUCGCUCUCCUGGCCCGAGAGGUGCUGGCCCAGCGCGUCUACACGAACACCUGGGCCGUCCUGGUCCCCGCGGGGCCCCGGGAGGCGGACAGGCUGGCCGAGAAGCAUGGAUUCCUCAACCUGGGCCUGAUCUUUGGCGACUACUACCACUUUCGGCACAGCGGCGUGGUGAAGCGCUCGCUCUCGCCCCACCAGCCCUGGCACAGCCGCUUGGCCAGGGAGCCGCAGGUGCAGUGGCUGCAGCAGCAGGUGGCAAAGCGCAGGACCAAGCGGGACGUCUUCAUGGAGCCCACCGACCCCAAGUUCCCGCAGCAGUGGUACCUGUACAACACAAACCAGCGGGACCUGAACGUGCGCCAGGCCUGGGAGCAGGGCUACACCGGCAAGGGCAUCGUGGUCUCCAUCCUGGAUGAUGGCAUCGAGAAGAACCACCCGGACCUGGAGGGCAACUACGAUCCGGGGGCUAGCUUUGAUGUCAACGACCAGGACCCAGACCCGCAGCCCCGCUACACGCAGAUGAACGACAACAGGCACGGCACGCGCUGCGCUGGGGAGGUUGCUGCCGUGGCAAACAACGGGAUCUGCGGCGUCGGCGUGGCUUACAACGCCCGGAUCGGAGGCGUGCGCAUGCUGGAUGGGGAGGUGACUGAUGCCGUGGAGGCCCAUUCCCUUGGCCUCAAUCCCAACCACAUCCACAUCUACAGUGCCAGCUGGGGCCCCGAGGACGACGGGAAGACGGUGGAUGGCCCGGCCCGGCUGGCGGAGGAGGCUUUCUUCCGAGGGGUCAGCCAGGGUCGAGGGGGGCUCGGCUCCAUCUUCGUCUGGGCGUCCGGGAACGGGGGCCGCGAGCACGACAGCUGCAACUGCGACGGCUACACCAACAGCAUCUACACGCUGUCCAUCAGCAGCACCACGCAGUACGGCAACGUGCCCUGGUACAGCGAGGCCUGCUCCUCCACCCUCGCCACCACCUACAGCAGCGGCAACCAGAACGAGAAGCAGAUCGUGACAACUGACCUGAGACAGAAAUGCACCGAAUCGCACACGGGGACGUCGGCCUCGGCGCCCCUCGCCGCCGGCAUCAUCGCCCUCGCCCUGGAGGCAAACAAGAACCUGACGUGGCGGGACAUGCAGCACCUGGUCGUGCAGACCUCGAAGCCGGCGCACCUCAACGCCAACGACUGGGUCACCAACGGCGUCGGCCGCAAAGUCAGCCACUCCUACGGCUACGGCCUGCUGGAUGCUGGGGCCAUGGUGAGCCUGGCCAAGAACUGGACCACGGUGGGACCUCAGAGGAAGUGCGUCAUCGACAUCCUCACGGAGCCCAAGGACAUCGGGAAGCGCUUGGAGGUUCGGCGGAAGGUGGACGCUUGCCUGGGCAAGGCGAACUACAUCAGCCGGCUGGAGCACGCGCAGGCCAGGCUGACGCUGUCCUACAACCGGCGGGGGGACUUGGCCAUCCACCUCGUCAGCCCCAUGGGCACCCGCUCCACCCUCCUGGCCUCCCGGCCCCACGACUACUCGGCGGACGGUUUCAACGACUGGGCCUUCAUGACGACGCACUCCUGGGACGAGGACCCGGCCGGGGACUGGGUGCUGGAGAUCGAGAACACUAGCGACGCCAACAACUACGGCACGCUGACCAAGUUCACGCUCGUGCUCUACGGGACGGCGACCGACUCCCCCGGUCUCUCCAACCAGCUGGAGAGCAGCGGCUGCAAGACGCUGACCUCCAGCCAAACCUGCGUGGUCUGCGAGGAGGGGUACUACCUGCACCAGAAGAGCUGCCUGAAGCGCUGCCCGCCCGGCUUCGCGCCCGGCGUCCAGAGCACGCACUACGCGCUGGAGAACGGCGUGGAGCCCAUCUCGCCCCACCUGUGCCUGCCCUGCCACCCCUCCUGCGCCACCUGCUCGGGGCCCACGGCCAACGAGUGCCUCACCUGCCCGGCACACUCGCACUUCAGCAGCCUCGACCUGUCCUGCUCCCACCAGACGCAGAGCAGCCGCGCGUCGCCCGCCCUGGCCGACGGCGAGGGCCUGGCCGAGGCCCCCCCGCCCGCCAACCUCCCCGUCCUCAUCGCCAGCCUCAGCUGCGUCCUCAUCGUCAUCAUCUUCGUCACCGUCUUCCUGGCACUGCAGCUGCGCUCGGGCUUCAGCCUGCGGGGCGUGAAGGUCUACGCCCUGGACAGCGGCAUCAUCUCCUACAAGGGGCUGCCCUCGGAUGUGUGGCAGGAGGAGGGCCCCUCCGAGUCGGACGGUGAGGAGUACGAGGCCCACAGCGAGAGGACUGCCUUCAUCAGAGACCAAAGUGCCCUUUGAUGAGCCCUCCGGCCCCUCCGGCCUGCCCGGCGCCGCGGCCGGCCAGGCCCAGGGGCCCGGACUCUGCUCCCGUCCGCUCCCGCGUGGCCCCCGUCUGGCACCGUCCCGCAGCGCGGCCCGGGCUGCUCCGGGGCCCUGCUGCUGCCGUCCCGCGCUCAGCACCAUCUCAUUGCCCGGGCUGCUCCGGGGCCCUGCUGCCGCCGUCCCGCGCUCAGCACCAUCCCGCGGCCCGGGCUGCUCCAGGGCCCUGCUGCCAUCGUCCCGCACUCGGCACCAUCCCGCGGCCCGGGCUGCUCCGGGGCCCUGCUGCCGCCAUCCCGCGCUCAGCACCAUCCCGCGGCCCGGGCUGCUCCGGGGCCCUGCUGCCGCCGUCCCGCGCUCAGCACCAUCCCGCGGCCCGGGCUGCUCCAGGGCCCUGCUGCCAUCGUCCCGCACUCGGCACCAUCCCGCGGCCCGGGCUGCUCCGGGGCCCUGCUGCCGCCAUCCCGCGCUCAGCACCAUCCCGCGGCCCGGGCUGCUCCGGGGCCCUGCUGCCAUCGUCCCGCACUCGGCACCAUCCCGCGGCCCGGGCUGCUCCGGGGCCCUGCUGCCGCCGUCCCGCGCUCAGCACCAUCCCGCGGCCCGGGCUGCUCCGGGGCCCCGCUGCCAUCGUCCCGCACUCGGCACCAUCCCAUGGCCUGGGCUGCUCCGGGGCCCUGCUGCCAUCGUCCCUCACUCAGCACCAUCUCAUGGCCCGGGCUGCUCCGGGGCCCUGCUGCCGCCGUCCCGUGCUCGGCUGCUCCGGGAGCCCCACUGCCGCUGUCCCGCGCUCGGCACCACCCUGCAGCUCAGCCUGGGCUGCUCCGGGGCCCUGCUCCUGCGGGGCCUGCACCAGCACCGUCCCGGGCUGCUCCAAGGGCCCCGCGGCCGGUGUCCCGCGCUCGGCACCGUCCCGGCUUUGCACUGCCUUGUCCGUCCCGCGCUCGGCACCGGCACGCUUGGUGGCCCCGGGGACCGUCGCUGGCCCUGCACUGGCAGCUGGGGCAUCUGCUCCCUGGGGCCGCACGCGAGCCCCAGGGCUGGGGUUGCAGUGUGGGGCAGUGCCGGGUGGGGGGCUCUGCCCUGAGCCAGCCGGGGCGCGGGGUCCCUCUGCCCCCGCGGCCCCCAGCGCCUGCCUGGGCCCAGCUGCCUCCCCGGGUCCCCGCCGGCCUCCGCUCCGCCCGCGCCCCUCAACAGCAAUAAUGGCCAGGCCUCGGCCGUCACUGCCCGCUUCCCGCUGCCUCCCGUCCCCGGUGGCCGCGGGGGACCCGGCGCCUCGCUGUGCAGUGGGGCAGCGGGGAUGGUGCCCGAGCCGUGCCAGUGCCCGAGCCCUGCCCCGGCUGUGCUGGCUGCACCCGUGGCUCAGCCCCCCGGGGCCGGGCUGCGCGUUGGCGCCUGGCUGCGCUGCACCAGAGCCGGCUCUGCCCCGUGCUCCUGCCUGCGCUGCACCAGAGCCGGCUCUGCCCCGUGCUCCCGCCCGCGCGGGGCCGGGGGGCCGGGGCCCUUCCCGCGGCAGUGCCCCAGGCGGGUCCCCGCGGCGGCCCGGCGCGCUCCCCCCGCCCCCCGACGUGCCUUGCCCCCACUCGGUGACAAUCCGUUCUGCUCCCGGCCGGAGCCCCCGCCGCCCUCGGUCCCGCGGCUCCCGGGGCCGGGCCGGGGCCGCGCGCCCCCCCGCAGCCCCCCACGCGCCGGGGCCGCGCUGCCCCACGGCGGUGCCCCCCGCCAGCCCGGGCCCCGGCCCAGCCGGCACGGUGCCGCCCGCUGGGGGCCACAGGACUAUUUUUCUAUAAUAACUUUUUGGUGCACAGUAAUUUUUUCUUGUAAUUUAAUCAGCCGGGAGCUGCCUCCUGAGCCUGUUUUUAAUUUAAUGGAUGUGGAUAUAACGCUAGAGAGACUGAGUUAUUAAAUGUUCAGAACUAUGCAAACCA
Messenger RNA from Dromaius novaehollandiae (emu), 4664 nucleotides. RefSeq names its product furin, paired basic amino acid cleaving enzyme (gene FURIN). The transcript has 16 exons. Gene Ontology annotation, biological process: peptide hormone processing. The coding region runs from base 349 to 2718 and encodes 789 amino acids. Gene Ontology annotation, molecular function: serine-type endopeptidase activity. Lineage: Eukaryota; Metazoa; Chordata; Aves; Casuariiformes; Dromaiidae. Gene Ontology annotation, cellular component: Golgi membrane; trans-Golgi network. The record is from RefSeq and is a predicted model, not a curated record.